UUGAGACCAUUUGGACCAACAGCAUGAAGUUCCUGGCAAUCCUCCUGCUGGCGGCGCUGACGGCGGAGCUCGUCGUCGCCGCCCCUGGGAAGCUGAGCAGAAGCAAGAGGCAGGACGACCCAGUGGGAGACGAGGAAUGGGCGUCGUCAGGCUGGGGCAGCGACGACGACGACGACUACGAAGAAGGCAGCGGAGGGUCGCCUUGGUACGAGGACGAGGAGGCGGAGGUCAACGACGAGGAGUAUCAGGACACGAGGCCGGAGAAGGUCGAGGACGGGCGGGUUCCAGGGGGGGAGGGGUCGGCCUUCAACGUGUCUCAAGGAAUGGCUGGUAUGAUGCCUUUUAAUAUGUCGGGGAUGCCCGGUAUGAUGCCCUUCAACAUGUCAGGAAUGCCCGGUAUGAUGCCUUUUAACAUGUCGGGAAUGCCCGGUAUGAUGCCUUUUAACAUUCAGGAAUGUAUGACAUCAGGGAAUGCCUUUUAA
This is a messenger RNA of Penaeus vannamei (Pacific white shrimp), 482 nucleotides long. Its product is annotated as calcium-binding protein P-like. NCBI's taxonomy places the organism in Eukaryota, Metazoa, Arthropoda, Malacostraca, Decapoda, Penaeidae. The record is from RefSeq and is a predicted model, not a curated record.